Knipowitschia caucasica is the source of this 318-nucleotide messenger RNA. NCBI's taxonomy places the organism in Eukaryota, Metazoa, Chordata, Actinopteri, Gobiiformes, Gobiidae. The record is from the annotation of a GenBank genome assembly.
AUGCCUCUUCUUUUCCUCCUCUCUACUCCCCCUUCUUCUCCUCUCCUCCUGCCUUCCUCUUUCUCUCCUCCUCUUCUUCCCCUGCCCAGCAACCUCCCAGAAUUUCACACUUUAUUGAUGGAUUACAAAGUUGUGUUUGAGAGAAUCCUGACGAAUACGGCAGAAUACCAGCCCCAGAGCACGGCUGAGUUCCUGCCCGAGUGGGACCUUCCUCCUCUGGCCAGCUUCACAGAGGACUCCCCUGAGGACCGCAGCCUGAGCCCCAGGCCCGAGGACCAGGUCAGUCACAACCUCAACCCAAUAUACACCGCUAUGUGA